Messenger RNA from Colletotrichum karsti, 2433 nucleotides. RefSeq lists its product as uncharacterized. Gene Ontology annotation, cellular component: nucleus. Gene Ontology annotation, molecular function: DNA translocase activity; ATP binding; hydrolase activity, acting on acid anhydrides. NCBI's taxonomy places the organism in Eukaryota, Fungi, Ascomycota, Sordariomycetes, Glomerellales, Glomerellaceae. The transcript has 2 exons. The record is from RefSeq and is a predicted model, not a curated record. Gene Ontology annotation, biological process: reciprocal meiotic recombination; double-strand break repair via synthesis-dependent strand annealing.
UUGCACAGCCGCCAAUCGUGGUUCAAAAUGACUGCCGACGUCGCCGCCACCCCGGGCGCCAACAAGGAGAACGUCCCGUCUAAGAGAUAUGGCACUCCCCAGUCUGCCGACAAACUUCACAAGCCGUUCAAGUGUCCCGGAUCCGCAACGCGAACCGUAUCGACCGAUCGCCCUGCGCGAAAGAAGAGAAAGGUCGAUUAUAAGGGCGCGGAUGGCGCAGUUGACGCGGAUAAGCCAUGGACCAAUGCCGACAGACUCGCCCUCGCCAAUCGAGACGCGAACAAAUUCCCAGUCUUUCAGGUGAAGGAUAAAUCAACAAUCUUCCGCAAGGCAUUCUCGAUACCUCUUAUCAACAAAGACUCUGCCGCCUUCAAUCCGAAUCGUCCGCCACCAACCCUCGGUUUACGCACGGGUGCCGUUUUCAUCGCGAAGCCGCUGCACGACCCCAGUGGCGAAUUUUCGAUUGUGCUCUAUGAUCCGACCGUGGACGACAAGCCAAAAGUGCCCGAGAAGAAGGAGGAGAAGAAAGAGGUCGAGGCCGAGAAGAUUGAUGCACCUCUUGUCCACAAGAGCUUGGCGGAGAUUCUCGGGAUCAAGAAGAAGGUUGAGGGAGAGCAUCCCAGGGUUCCAGUUGUCAUCGACCCGAGACUGGCCAAGGUACUAAGACCUCAUCAAGUCGAAGGUGUCAAGUUCAUGUACAGAUGCGUCACUGGUAUGAUCGAGGAGAAAGCCAACGGCUGCAUCAUGGCAGAUGAAAUGGGUCUUGGCAAGACGCUCCAGUGCAUCACGCUUCUGUGGACUCUUUUGAAGCAGUCACCGGAUGCAGGAAAGCCUACUAUUCAGAAGGCCAUUGUCGCAUGCCCAUCCAGUUUGGUACGCAAUUGGGCCAACGAGCUGGUGAAGUGGCUGGGAGCCGAUGCCAUCACCCCUUUUGCAAUCGAUGGCAAGGCCUCAAAGGAAGAGUUGACACGGCAGCUGCGCCAGUGGGCCAUUGCCAGCGGCAGAUCAGUCACACGACCGGUCAUUAUUGUCUCUUACGAGACCCUUCGCCUCAAUGUCGAGGAGUUGAAGCACACCAAGAUUGGCCUGAUGCUCUGCGACGAGGGCCACAGACUCAAGAACGGCGACAGUCAGACAUUUAGUGCUCUCAACAACCUCAAUGUCACCCGGAGAGUGAUUUUGUCCGGCACACCUAUUCAGAACGAUUUGUCCGAGUACUUUGCACUGAUCAGUUUUGCCAACCCUGAUCUUCUUGGCACCCGCCUAGAGUUUCGCAAGAGAUUUGAGCUUCCCAUCCUGCGAGGCCGAGAUGCUGAUGCGGGCGAGGCCGAGAGGAAGAAGGGCGAUGAGUGCUUGUCUGAGCUACUUGGCAUCGUCAACAAGUUCAUCAUUCGCCGCACCAACGAUAUUCUGUCCAAGUACCUCCCCGUCAAGUACGAGCAUGUCGUAUUCUGCAACCUGGCGCCCUUCCAACUCGACUUAUACAACUACUUCAUCAAGAGUCCGGACAUUCAGGCUCUUCUCCGUGGCAAGGGGAGCCAGCCACUCAAGGCCAUCAACAUCCUCAAGAAGCUUUGCAACCAUCCUGACCUGCUCAACCUCACAGAUGAUCUUCCGGGAUCGGAAAGCUGCUUCCCCGAAGACUACGUCCCCAAAGAUGCUCGCGGCCGUGACAGGGACAUCAAGCCGUGGUACUCGGGCAAAAUGCAGGUCCUUGAUCGCAUGCUGGCCCGCAUUCGCCAGGACACAAAUGACAAGAUCGUGCUCAUCAGCAAUUACACACAAACUCUCGACCUGUUUGAGAAGCUGUGCCGUUCACGACAAUAUGGCUGUCUUCGCCUUGAUGGUACCAUGAACGUCAACAAGCGUCAAAAGCUCGUCGACAAGUUCAACAACCCCGAUGGAGAAGAGUUCGUCUUUCUCCUGAGUUCCAAGGCCGGUGGUUGCGGUCUCAACCUCAUCGGUGCCAACCGUCUGGUUCUCUUCGACCCCGACUGGAACCCCGCAGCCGACCAGCAGGCCCUUGCCCGUGUGUGGCGUGACGGACAAAAGAAGGACUGCUUUGUGUACCGCUUCAUCGCUACUGGCACCAUCGAGGAGAAAAUCUUCCAACGUCAGUCUCACAAGCAAUCGCUGUCUUCAUGCGUCGUCGAUUCUGCCGAGGACGUCGAGCGACACUUCUCAUUGGACAGUCUGCGUGAGCUGUUCCAGUACAGACCCGGCACGAAGUCUGACACGCACGACACGUUCAAGUGCAAGCGGUGCAAGCCCGAUGGCAGGCAAUAUAUGAAGUCGGCUGCCAUGCUGUACGGCGACACAAGCACGUGGAACCACUUUGUCAAUGAAGGAUUGAAACCGAUUCAGGACUUGCUGCUUCGGCAGGAGUGUGGCGAGCCUGAGGUGUCGGCGGUUUUCCAGUACAUUUCACAUUAG